Laetiporus sulphureus 93-53 is the source of this 800-nucleotide messenger RNA. RefSeq lists its product as uncharacterized. Bases 184 to 675 code for a protein of 163 amino acids. NCBI's taxonomy places the organism in Eukaryota, Fungi, Basidiomycota, Agaricomycetes, Polyporales, Laetiporaceae. The transcript has a single exon. The record is from RefSeq and is a predicted model, not a curated record.
CCCCAUGCCCACACGCUCCAAAACGAAAAUCGCUUCUAAUCCGCACAAUCCAUACACCACCUCUCGCAGCAUCGCUUCUCGUAUGCUUUUGCCUUGUCGUCUUGCUACGUGUCUCGCACGCUUGCCGUUGGUCGUACGUUGACUUCUGCGGGCCGUCGGUCCCGCUGCUCCCCUUGUAACAUUAUGCUUCACUAUGGGCUUCGGGGCCCGCAGUCGGUCGCCCACCACAUUCUCUUUCUCUCGCGCUAUCACAGGCGCGUCUGUGGUGAUUGUUCAGUCUUUUCUUUCUGGAGGAUCCAACAUCCGCUUGGUGUGCUAUGCUUGGAACAUGGAGUCAUGACUGUUCACUCUCACUCUUACCUCACAUCCGCCACUUCGCUUUCACCGCGACCCUCUACAUACCUUCUCAUGUCGUCAUGUCCUCUUCGCCACGCUGACCCGGAAUCUGGCUCGCUCUAUGCCGUUCUUUCUUGUGCUGCACUCGUUUAUUCCAGCCAUUCCCUGUACGCUGUUCUCAAGAAGUUACAGAUGCAAAUAUUGUUGUAUGUUAGUUGCAGACGCUCAUCUGGCCGGGCGUUUGCUGUGCCGUUUAGAGAGAAGGAAUCAAUCCGCGUACAGGAAAAUUAUUUUGGCUGUCGUGCAACAAAUGCUCGUAUCCGACCACAUGGUGCGUAGAUGUUCAGAAUAACUUGUCUCAGUGAAGAUCCUUUUCUCCGUGCAUACAUGUGCUUUCAGCGAUGAACACCUGUCAGAUUCACUCCGGGCCCAUGGAGUGCUUCGAGCGACCACCGUCAAGACCG